This is a messenger RNA of Striga hermonthica, 1689 nucleotides long. The record is from the annotation of a GenBank genome assembly. Lineage: Eukaryota; Viridiplantae; Streptophyta; Magnoliopsida; Lamiales; Orobanchaceae.
AUGGUGCCAACAAUAGAAGGAGACAUCGGGAGUCCCAGCAAACAACUCUCUGCAAUGCAACUUGCCAAGGGGGCAAAACGAGGUGAACCCACAUACGUAGUUGUGCUAAAGGAAGACAACUCUGAGGAGAAUUCUCCAAAGGUACCCGACAUCAUUCGAGGAGUCCUUGAGGAGAACAAGGACGUUAUGCCAGCAGAGCUGCCGAGAAAGCUACCACCCAGGCGAGGGGUGGAUCGCAUGAUUGAACUAGAACCGGGCACCAAACCACCUGCCAUGGCCCCAUACCGGCUCGAACGGGACCCCGUAACCAAGGCCCUAAUAGGCCUUGCUAAGGAAGGGAAAACUCAACGUGUUUGGGUAGAGGACGGUCUUCUCUACACAAAAGGGAGACGUUUGACACCCAAGCCAACGAGGACAGUGGCGUUGCUCGAGACCAACUAUUUUUGGCCCCAGCUCAAGGACGAUGUGGAGACAUAUGUCAGAACUUGUCUUGUUUGCCAAAAACAUAAGAUCGAGAACAGGCACCCGGCAGGACUGUUAGAGCCACUACCGACACCCGCAGGACCGUGGGACUCUAUCACAUUAGACUUUAUUAGUUCGUUGCCACAGUCCGAGGGAUAUGGAUCGAUCAUGGUCGUCGUAGACCGAUUUACGAAGUAUGGGACGUUCAUUCCGUGCUCCAAAGAUUGUACCGCCGAGGAGGCUGCCCGUGAAAUUUUUAAGAACGUAGUUAAACAUUGGGGGCUACCCAGGAGCAUCAUCCGUAACCGGGACCCGAGGUUCACAUGGCGACUUUGGACCGAACUUUUCAAACUCUUGGGGACAGAGCUUAAUUUUUCAACAAGUUUUCACCCCCAAACCGACGGGCAAACUGAGAGGGUCAAUGCACUUCUCGAAUGCUAUUUGAGGCACUUCAUAAGUGCAAAACAACGGGACUGGGCCAAAUUACUCGAUGUGGCCCAGUUUUCAUAUAAUUCGCAGAGGAGUGAAUCGACUGGGCAAAGCCCAUUUGAAGUGGUCACGGGGCGACAACCACUAACACCGCACACAAUCUCCCUACCUACCAAGGAAGGUAGGAGUCCCGGGGCUGAAAAGAUGGUCAAGACAUGGGAAGAACACGCCGACUUAGCGUGGUCAUACUUGCAUAGGGCCCGCAGGAGAAUGAAGAAGUGGGCCGAUAAAAAGAGAAGGCCAGGAGAGUUUUCCCAAGGAGAAUUAGUCUUUGUGAAGCUGUUGCCCCAAAAUUUCAAAACCUUUCGAAGCUUGCCCAAGGGAUUGAUACGAAAGUACGAGGGACCGUACCCGGUGAUCAAGAAAAUUGGUAAUGUAGCAUAUCGGGUCGACUUACCUCCAUCCCUUAAAAUCCAUCUCGUCUUCCACGCAAGUAUGUUGAAGCCUUAUAAAGGGGACAUGGAAGACCCAAGCCGAGGGUUAUCAUCAAGGGCACCGCCAAUCACCACCAAGUCAUUUGACAAGGAAGUAGAAGCGGUGCUUACAUCCGACAUAGUCAGGCGAAGAGGGGUACCACCGAAAACACGAUACUUAAUCAAGUGGAAGGGCCUCCCCGAUUCAGAAACAUCUUGGGAUUUCGAGGAAGUCCUAUGGAAAUUCAAGGAUACCAUCGAACGAUACACGACGGGGACGCCGCCACAACAGGUGGGGGAGAAUGUAACGCCCCGCACUACCUGA